Polypterus senegalus (gray bichir) is the source of this 645-nucleotide messenger RNA. Its product is annotated as enkurin-like. NCBI's taxonomy places the organism in Eukaryota, Metazoa, Chordata, Cladistia, Polypteriformes, Polypteridae. The transcript has a single exon. The record is from RefSeq and is a predicted model, not a curated record. Gene Ontology annotation, molecular function: calmodulin binding. Gene Ontology annotation, cellular component: acrosomal vesicle. Bases 1 to 645 code for a protein of 214 amino acids.
AUGGAUAAAAGUGUCAGUCUGUAUAAAACUAUGGGCCCCGCAAAAGUAGAAGUCCCUUCUCCUCAAAAUUUUCUGCGGAAGCAUUCAAAAGAGAAGAGGUUACCUCAGAAGAAGCCCUUCAAAUAUGCAGAUCAUGAGAAGAGGAAACCUCCUAUACCACCCAGACCUGAAAACCCACUAAAGAGAAGCCCAAACAAAAAGAAUUUUAUUGCCAGUAAUGCUAUGGAAGUCAUAAAGGCAAGUCCAAAGAAGCCCCCAGUAUGCUUUGUAGAUUCCAGGAAAGGUGACAGGCAUCUUUUGGAAACCUCAGGAAUUCCAAAGUUUAUUAAUAAGAAGGGUUAUGGGGAAAUCCCUGAAUAUAUUGUGAAGAUCAAGGAGAAGAAGAAAGAAUAUGAAACUUAUUUAAAAGACCAAUUUUACAAAGCAAGGCCAAAGCAGCUCCAUGAUGAAGACCGCCAGAGGCUACUUUAUGGUCUCAAGAAAAACUGGGAAGAGCUAAAUCGUCAGUAUUUGUGUCUCCCGGUGCUUAUUGACACAAACCCUGUUAAGCAGCACAAGCAGAGACUGGAGCAUGCAAUGGACCAACUUGAGAAAGAUAUCAAAAAAGUUGAGGAGGAGCCUGUGAUCUACAUUGACUUUCACUAA